Molecule: messenger RNA, 4574 nt
Organism: Spirodela intermedia
Lineage: Eukaryota; Viridiplantae; Streptophyta; Magnoliopsida; Alismatales; Araceae
Source: the annotation of a GenBank genome assembly
AUGUAUCGUCUCUCCGCUGCCCUCGCCGUCCUCGUUUUGUUCCUCUCUCUUCUGGCUGCGGUGGACUCUCGAUGGGAUUCCUCGCUCAGACUGUGGUCCGAGAGGGAGGAGACGGCCCCCAGCGAGGAGUCCGUGGGGACGCGAUGGGCCAUCCUUAUCGCUGGUUCUUCAGGCUUUUGGAACUACAGGCACCAGGUCGAUGCUUCACCUAUUUCUCGCUUCCUCGAUAACUUACUGUUAACUUGGAGCGGGGGUUCGUACCCCUGGGGGGUUUAUCGGUCUCUCGUCAUAUUCUGUGUUUCUCGGCGUGUUUUUAUAUGAAAAUGGGCGUUAAUGUGUUUACCCUUGCGGGGCUGUCUGUUUGAUCUUUUGAUCUGAGCAGAAAUUAGUUUGAUUUGUUCGCAUAGUCGGUGGUUCGAACGUUUUUGCCGGGUAAACUGUUCUCCGCCGUUGAUGGCUCGUUUGUAAGACAUUUGUCAUCACUCGUGUGACUUCCAGGGCUCCUUGCGUGAGAAACACGAGGUCAUUCGGCGUCAUCUUAUUUUGGAUUUUAUUCUGGAAGUCGUGGGUUCUCGUGCUGACUCAUAAUUUCACCUAUUGAUGUCCAUGGGCCAAAUAGAGGUUCGAUCUCCGAAAUCCACCAGCAAGAAGUGGUGUUUCUAUCCAUACGUGGUUAGGUGUUUACGGAAGGUGGUACUUAUGACGGUAAAUUAAUGGACGUUUGCGAGAGAGGAUCAAUAAGUUUGACGAGUUUAUAAAAUAUGAGAUAUACCUCUAUUUUUAUUCAUAAAGUGGAAAAGUGUAAGAACAAAGGGAUUUGCCUCCUGGAACGUUCGUGGUGGCGUUAGAGCUGCUACGAACUGGUAUUUGCAAUUUCUGUGGGAUAAUUUCUUUGCUAUGCAGAUAAUAUAUAUCCAAUCAAUUUCUCAGAGAUUUAUCGAUAGAUUCUAAAAAUAAAAUUCAAGAUUCAUUUUCUGGAAAUAUUUCACAGGAAAUAUGUCGUACAGUGGUCGUGUAGUUGUCCCAGGUACAAAUCUUAUAUUCUGUGUUUGGAUGUUAUACGAAAUUUCAGAUUCUAAAAACUACUUUGAGUGGUUCCACCCGUACGAUCAGGUUAAUUCUUUUCGUGGUUGUUUUCACAUAGGACUUUACUUUCCAUGAUUCGACUGGGAUUUUUACCAAAAAUUAUUUGCCAGGCUUCUCGUCCUUCAAAAUUUCCAAGGCUCAUUUGCGCGCUGGAUUCAUCUACUUCGUGAGAUUACAAUACUUUGAGCGUCUGCUCUGGAGAUGGCCAGAUCUUUGUUUCUUGGAGAGAUAGCCACUCUGAGAGAGAGUUUCUUAAUACGGCUCUUCGUUUUCCCCUUCUUUUUUUUUUUUUUCUUUUAACUUUUUAUAUUCUGGAGGAACAGUUUCAGGUAGUUCUUGGGAUAGCUCCGUUUGAAUUCAUAUAUCUGUGGUUUCAUGUGUUCCUUGGCGUAAUAUUUUUGAAUGCAUAUAUAGCUGUUUGAUAGGUUGUCAUAUAUGCCAAGUUUGAUGCUCUCCAUUUCUUCGUUGUGGGAAAUAAAAAAUUAGGGGAUAUCAGACUGGGCACCACUAAAAGAUGCUUGGCCUGGUUGAUUACUGAAUUGUGCACACCAAUGGCUAGAACAUCAAACAGGAUCUGGUUUUAACACUUUUUUGAGAAGCUGUGAUAUCGUCAGAAUCCCCCUUUGGGAGACUCCAGUAAGGAAGGCAUACUAAUAAAGCAUAUUCCUUGCAUUGGUGGGGGGAAAUGAUUCUAACAUGCAUAUGUUUUCUAUCCCUUCAAUUCCAGCGUCUGGUUUUCACCUAACGAUGCCCACCCAAUCUUGAACCCUCUAAGUGAAUUCUGUCUCAUCGGUAUUGAGGACCUGAAGUGCAUUUUUUCUGUUGAAAAUUCGUUUAGGCGGACAUCUGCCACGCAUAUCAGAUAAUGAAGGAGGGUGGGCUGAAGGAUGAGAAUAUUAUCGUCUUCAUGUAUGACGAUAUAGCCUACAACGAGGACAACCCCAGACCGGGAGUCAUCAUCAAUCGUCCAGAUGGUGGAGACGUUUAUGCUGGAGUCCCCAAGGUUGCAUGCUUCACCCAUAACAUUGGGGUUAUUUUUCUACUUUAUUUGCUUUUUCUUAUAAAAAUAUUUUGCGCAGGAUUACACCGGUGACGACAUUACAGUGAACAACUUUUUCUCCGUUCUGCUCGGAAACAAAAACGCUCUGACUGGUGGUAGUGGGAAGGUUGUUGACAGUGGCCCUGAUGACCACAUCUUCAUAUUCUACGCUGAUCACGGCGGUCCAGGGGUACUAGGUUAGUUGUUGUCUCGCCAUCUUUUUGUCCUUUCAACUGCAUCUUAUUUCUAGUUCUCCUAGAAAUAAUUCACAAAUCCUGGAGUGGGCCAACCGAAGUCCCAUAAUAAUUCACAAAAUGGCAGCAGAUGAUCGAUCGUCUCAUAUGCUGAUGAAACCAGAUGAAACCAUCCAGGGCAUCUUGAUAGUUAUUACAUUGGUUUUGUCAGUACAUUUGUUUUUUCAGCCUGAUUUCUCGUCAGAGGUCAUCACUGAGAGGCCUGUUCUUCAACUCCUUUUAUGUUUCCAGGGAUGCCAACUUAUCCCUACCUCUAUGCGGACGACUUGGUAGAUACCUUGAAGAAGAAGCACGCUUCAGGAACCUAUAAAAGCCUGGUCAGAUGAUUUCUAUCAUAUUCUUGUAUAGCUGUAGAUUCUCGGGGCCCGUAGGAAGAUAUAUGUACUCUCAUGGAACUGAUGCAUGUACAUAUAUUCUUGAUGGAGACAGGUGUUCUAUCUUGAAGCUUGUGAAUCUGGUAGCAUAUUCGAGGGUCUCCUUCCAGAGGGCUUAAACAUAUAUGUCACCACUGCCUCAAACGCUGAGGAGAGUAGUUGGGGAACCUACUGUCCAGGAGAUGUUGUCGGCCCUCCUCCCGAGUACUACACUUGUCUGGGAGACCUGUACAGUGUUUCCUGGAUGGAAGACAGGUGCGUAUGCCGGCUUCUCUUGUUCCAUAUCACUAAUCCCUGCUUGGAUUGUCUAUAGAAGGUUUCUAUAUGGGCAUCAAGGAAACAUGUGAUCGUAGGGUCAGACAGAUGGACUGUGACUUGUCCUCUCUCCUGCUGAUAGUUGCUCAUUCAUAUCUCCCUGUUGUGCGAUUGAAUCACGCGCCUUCUUUUGUUAACAUCGUGUUGGACCUUGAGCACAUUAUGGUGGAGGAAAGAAGAAGAAACUGUCAAUCAAUCACUCAGCGUAGCUUUAGCUUCUCCCCUUCUUGAUCUGAGGGCUAAUGCCUCCCUUUCUGUUGCAGCGAUAUACAGAAUUUGCACGUUGAAACCCUGAAGCAGCAGUAUCAUCUGGUAAGUGGGCCCCCUUCGUUUCGCCUUUCGCUGAUGCCAAUUCUGUUUUCGUUGACUUUUAACAUCCAGACGAACUCUUCUGUUUCCAGGUCAAAGACAGGACCUCGGUCCACAACACGUACACAUACGGCUCGCAUGUGAUGCAGUACGGAGAUAUGGCGAUCAAUGCCGAAAAUCUCUUCUCGUACAUUGGCUCAAAUCCUGCCAAUGACAACCUCACUUACGUUGUGAGCAACUCCUUGCCCUCAUCAUCAAAGAUGGUCAACCAGAGGGACGCUGACCUUCUGUUCUUCUGGAACAAGGUAUGCCUUCACGCAACAGAUCUCUCUCACUUCUAUGAUGGCCUCUGAAACCAUUCUCUGAGUCCCUUCUUUGCCAGUUCCGGAACUCUGAGGAAAAUUCUCCGCACAAAUUCACUGCGCAAGAGAGGUUGGUGGACAUGAUGUCCCAUCGGAUGCAUGUGGACAGAAGCAUGGAGCUCGUUGGAAGGUAUCUCUUUGGGCCUACCGAUGGUGCGGAAGCUCUGAAGGCUGUUCGUCCAGCUGGGCAGUCUGUGGUCGACGACUGGGGCUGCCUCAAGACCAUGGUAGGUGUAAAAUUGCCCGAUCUGCUUCGUGUUCUGUUUACGUUUCUAUUGUUUUUGCAUCCACAUGCAGGCAUAAAGAUAACGAAAAUUUCGGAUUUUUUUUCCUUUUCUCCUAAGAUUAUGCAGCCUUUUUUCUUUGAUCCUUGUUUGGUAACAUUUCUCUCUCUCUCUCUCUCUCUCUCUCUCUCUACAUAGUAUUCCUCUCCCACCCAAACUCCCAUAAUCUCUUAGUGGGGAAUGGAUUGGUCUGAAUUUUGAGCAACCAGUAGAAUCAGAACUCUGGGUUUCUCUUGAGGAGGUGAGGGCCUUGGAGAAGUACUGUUGUUCUCUCUCAUCUCCCCUUGCAUCUCCGCUGAGUGGGGAACGGGUCGGUCUGGACUUUCGAUUAACCUGCAGAAUCUGAGCUCUGGAUUUCGUUCGAGCAGGUGAGGACCUUUGAGAAGCACUGCGGUUCCCUCUCCCAGUACGGGAUGAAGCACAUGCGCGCCAUCGCCAACAUCUGCAACGCCGGCGUCGGGGAGGAGGCGAUGGCCGAGGCCUCCGCCCACGCCUGCGGCAGCCCGCCCUCCAACCCCUGGAGCUCCCUCCACCGCGGUUUCAGCGCCUGA